Molecule: messenger RNA, 1837 nt
Organism: Eutrema salsugineum
Lineage: Eukaryota; Viridiplantae; Streptophyta; Magnoliopsida; Brassicales; Brassicaceae
Exons: 2
Coding region: 202-1644 (480 amino acids)
Molecular function (GO): protein binding
Source: RefSeq, a predicted model, not a curated record
UUAUUUUAUUUUCUCUUUCGUUGGCUCUGGACAACAAUCGCUAAAAGAGAUCUCUAGAUUGCUGGUGGAUUCGAAGAAUCUCUCACGGUUUGUUCUUGACGACGAAUCACAUUCUUAAUUCUAUCCAGCUCCGCAUCGGUUUUCUCUGUUUGUUCCUGUAUCAGUUUUCUUUUGUAAAUCUCAAAAUUUUUAGUAAGAAUCAUGAAUUCCAACUUCGGGAAGAGAUCAUCUGGGUCGAUCAAUAGCUUUGAUUUCGAUCUAGGUCUCGGAUCAAGCCAUGGAAAACCUCUGAAUGGGCAGAAGAGCCAAACCUCUUCUUACUCAAGCUCGAAUUCGCAGCCGAGACCCGCGUGGCAGCCUGGUAAGCCUUCGUGGACGCAUCAACCGGCGCCGAAGCAGACGACGAUCCGAUCCGAGAUCGGAAGUGGACCGACUUCAAUGGUCGGCGAUAUUCACGGUAAGACUUGGGGUUCAUCCUCGGGAUCGGGCUCUGGUAUUGGGAUUGUUAACAAGGAUCCGAGCUUGUUCGGAGAUCUAGUUGGAUCAGCCAUCGGAAAAUCCAGCGGAAAAGUUCCGUUGAAGAAUGCCCCGCCUGCUGGUUCGAACAAGAGCUCUUAUUCCAUGGGGAAUUUGGCCGAUUCGUUGCCAAAAUCCGGUAAUUCGAUGAAUAGCGGUGGUGGUGGUUGGGGUUAUAGCAGUAAUCCGGGUGGUUUUUCAGGCGGUUUCGCAAGCUCCGGUGGUGGUAAUUCCGGUGUUAAUGCUAAUAGCAGUAUUAAGAAUCCAAAUCUUGGAGGUCCUUCGAUGAAAACUAUGUCUGGGACUAGCAAUCUUAGUGGGUCUGGUCUUCCUUCGAAUAGUGAUCCGUUUGGUUCUUUGCUUGGUUUCGGAUCAAAAUCAUCAGGAAGCAAAACCGGAAAGACUAACAACAAUGCACAAAGCAAUGCUUUUGGGAAUUUUCAGAGUUCAUACCAAUCGAAUCCGAACAGUGGAUCAACCGCUAAAAGCAACGACUUUGGAGAUUUCCAGAACGCCGCCAAAUCAAACACAUUCUCAUCAGGCGGAUUUGAUUUUGGUGUGCAAGCAAGUGCUCCUCAAGCCUCGAGUGCAAAUGAUGAUCCCUUGUCGAUGUUUUCCACUUCCAAUACCUCACCUGCACCAGCUACACCACAGACUGAAGAUUGGGGAUUUGAAAGUUUUGACGGUGGGGCUGAUUCUGGUGGCGGUUCCACAACCGAGCUCGAUGGGUUGCCACCGCCUCCACCGGGUGUAUCAGCUACAUCAGCUAAGAGCAAAGGCAUUGAUAACCAGAGGCAGGGUCAGUAUGCUGAUGCCAUAAAGUGGCUCUCUUGGGCUGUGAUUCUUAUGGAGAAAGCUGGCGAUCAAGCUGGAUCAGCCGAGGUCCUUUCAACUAGGGCUUCGUGUUACAAAGAAGUCGGAGAGUAUAAGAAGGCUGUAUCAGACUGUACCAAGGUACUUGAUCAUGACAAAAAGAACGUGACCAUUUUGGUUCAACGAGCACUUUUAUACGAGAGCAUGGAGAAAUACAAACUCGGAGCUGAAGAUCUAAGGAUGGUUCUGAAGAUCGAUCCGGGGAAUAGAAUUGCUAGAAGCACCGUUCACCGCUUAACCAAAAUGGCUGGUUGAUUCGUAGAUCCUUCCUUUCAUAUACCGGUAUUUCAGUUAUUGUCUCAAAGAGAAACAAAAGAACCUUCAAAUCUCUAUAAUCUUUCCCAUUUUCCUUUGCUCGAUACCGUUUUGUCUCUCAUCCACGGACCUUGCAUGUGUGUAUUCUUUCUGAUUUUCCAUGGGUUCUUCUAUAAAAUGGUCAGCUUAUGUA